AUGGAGCAUCGUCUACAGGAGAGGUUAACCAAGCACGAAAAUAAUAUCAACGAAAAGAUCGAGACGAUCGAGGCCAGAAUGCAUGCAAUGGAAGAAUCUUUUAUCAAGAGUGUGAAGAGUAUGGAAGCAUCGAACGAGAAUACCCGAACCAAAUUGGAGGCGUUGAAGAAUCAUGUGAUACCCAAGAUGGAGCAUAUCCAAGAAACGUCGGAUUCUGAGCUUAAGAAAAUAGGUGAAUACAAGAAUACUCUCGACAUGCUUAUCGAUACGGUACAAAAUAUUAGUAUGCAAGCAAAAUUUAACACUAGGUUAUUUAAGUUUUUGUAUCCAGUAAGUUCAUGUCGGCAAGCUCUCAGUGUAUCGGAUACUUACAUGAUCAAAAUUGAGGUAAACACCGAACCAUUCGAGGUCUUUUGUGAGCAAAAUAAGUUCGAUGGCGGCUGGAUUGUUAUUCAGCAUAGGUAUGACGGUUCGGUAGACUUUUAUACGAAUUGGACGGAGUACCGAAAUGGAUUCGGAAGUUUGGAUGGGGAAUUCUGGCUUGGGCUAGAAUACGUGCAUCAAAUUACCAAAAACCGAGCGCAUGAACUGCUGGUGGAAAUGAAAGAUUUUCAUGGAAACUACGGAUACGCUAAGUAUGGAGAGUUUGAGAUAGGGAACGAAUCGGAGUUGUAUGUGUUGAAGAAGUUAGGGACAUACUCAGGGACAGCAGGAGAUUCGAUGAAGAACCACAAGGAUCAAAAGUUUACUACUUUCGAUCGCGACAAUGACGAAGCGGAUAAAGGGAAUUGUGCUAAGGCAUAUCACGGAGCCUGGUGGUACUAUAACUGCUACCGUUCCAAUUUGAACGCGCGUUAUAUGAACGCAACAAAUGAUCUUACUACGAUGUCGUGGAAAUAUUUCAAAAACGACAGGCGUGGUUUGUCUUACACGCGAAUGAUGAUCCGUGAUAUCGUCGAUUAA
Anopheles coustani is the source of this 963-nucleotide messenger RNA. RefSeq names its product ficolin-1-like. The record is from RefSeq and is a predicted model, not a curated record. Bases 1 to 963 code for a protein of 320 amino acids. Lineage: Eukaryota; Metazoa; Arthropoda; Insecta; Diptera; Culicidae. The transcript has 3 exons.